Molecule: messenger RNA, 865 nt
Organism: Triticum dicoccoides
Lineage: Eukaryota; Viridiplantae; Streptophyta; Magnoliopsida; Poales; Poaceae
Exons: 3
Coding region: 77-604 (175 amino acids)
Source: RefSeq, a predicted model, not a curated record
GACUAACUAAGAAGAGAAUUGACGAACUCCGACCGCGGAUCGACGGUAGAAGAAGCUACCAUGCAACCGUCGAUCCAUGGCGGCCUUGCUUCGGUUUGCAGCGAGGAAGGUCUGCAGCCGCGCCACCGCCAGCCUUGAGCGACCACCGCAGGCCAGCUUCACUGCGACCACGUCGCUUGCCGUCGUCAAGGAGCUGGAACAGCAGCGGACGCUGCCCUGGACGAUUCUUUUCCAUGGCCGGGUGAGCUCGCUUCGCUGGUUCAGCAGCUCCUCCGAAUCACCAGACAAGAUCCUUGCGGCACAAGUGGAGCACAGGAAAGAAGUGCUGCGCCAUCUUCUUCGUGAGCUGGAUGUGCUCCGCACCCAGAAAUGCGGCAUCGCCGCCAGGGAGAAGGAGAAAAAAGUUUCAGAGAAAAAGAAACAGAAGGAGAACAAGAAGCUCCUCCACCUGCUUUCAUUGGGCGACCCACUAUAUCAGCUGCAUCGUCAUGUUACCCUGCUUAUCAUGAUCUUGGUAAUCCUUGCCACUUUACUUGUGUGUGAGGAGGGUCAUAGGGCUUCAAAAAAGCGUGGGCAGACACCUCGGCACCUACCAUCUACCUAAGAUGGUGAGAUCAACAUGUCAGAUGGUGGAGGCAACAAGAAAUGGAACUAUGCAUGGAAGCGUCAGAUAUUUGAACUUGUGUUUAGGUGGUAGCUACUAGCUAGUUUGCGGCAUCGUCGUGAUGGAUUUGUGAUUUUCGUUACCACGUCAUGAACUUGUCUUCUUGACUGCAUUCGGGAGGAGUAGCUAAACUGUGGAAACAGAUAUCUGUGAACAUGGCACCGCAAAAUAAUUGCUGUUGCAUAACAUGCAGUGAAGAUG